AUGGCGGCGUCCACUCCGGGUAGAAGCGGCCCCCGGGCUCACCCGGCUCCAUCCCCGGGCAGUCCGACUCGCCUGUCCCGCCUGCAGGAGAAGGAGGAGCUGCGGCACCUGAAUGACCGGCUGGCCGCGUACAUCGAGCGGGUCCGGUCUCUGGAGGCGGACAAGUCUCUGCUGAAGCUGCAGCUGGAGGAGAAGGAGGAGGUGAGCUCCCGGGAGGUGACGACCCUCAGGCUGCUCUAUGAGACCGAACUGGCGGACGCUCGGAAACUGCUGGACCACACCGCCAACGAGAGGGCCCGACUGCAGGUGGAGCUGGGCAAGACCCGCGAGGACCACCGACAGCUACAGGCCAGAAACACGAAGAAAGAAUCCGAUUUAAGUCUUACUCAGAACCAACUGAGAGAUGCAGAAGCUAAGCUGAAUUCAAAAGAAGCGGAACUUGCGACUGCUCUGAGUAACAAAAGAGGUUUAGAAGAGCAACAGGAAGACCUGAAGACACACCUAGCUGGACUUGAAUCUUCAUUGAGGGACACAACAAAACAGCUGCAUGAUGAAAUGCUAUGGAGAGUGGACCUGGAGAAUAAAAUGCAAACCCUUAAGGAGCAGUUGGAUUUUGAGAAAAAUGUACACAGUCAGGAGCUGAAUGAGAUGAGGAAACGGCAUGAUACCAGGAUUGUAGAAAUAGAUUCUGGUCGAAGAAUAGAAUUUGAGAGCAAGUUGGCCGAGGCCCUGCAAGAACUCAGAGGAGAUCAUGAGCUGCAAAUCAAGGACUACAAGGACCAGCUGGAGAAAACAUUCAGUGCCAAGUUGGAGAACGCACAGCUUGCAGCUGCCAAGAACAGUGAUUAUGCCAGUGCAACCAGGGAAGAGAUCAUGUCUACGAAAAUCUCAGAAUAGAUACUUUGGCCUCACAGCUAAACCAGUGUCAAAAACAGAACUCUGCACUAGAAAACAAAGUGAGAGAGCUUCAAGAGAUGCUGGACCACACACACGAUUUGCAUCGGAGACAGAUGUCUGAGAAAGACCGAGAAGUGGCUGAGAUGAGGCACAAACUGCAAGAACAGUUGGAGGAAUAUGAGCAAUUGCUGGAUGUGAAGCUUGCAUUAGACAUGGAAAUAAAUGCCUACAGAAAAAUGCUGGAAGGAGAAGAACAAAGGCUGAAUCUAUCUCCAAGCCCUGCACAGAGGAGUACAGUCUCUCGAACCAGCUCAAGACACACAAGCCGUUUAGUACGAGGGAAAAAGAGGAAAUUGGAUGAAAGUGAAAGAACAUCGAGCAGACCUGGGUAUAAGAUCAUUCAGAAUGCCAACGUUUCAGGACCCAUAUCUAUAGAAGCUGUAGACCCUGACGGGAUGUAUGUGAGACUUUUGAACAAUUCGGAUCAGGAUCAACAAAUAAGUGGAUGGACAAUUAAAAGACAGCAUGGAAGCCUUCCUGAAAUUGUUUAUAAACUUCCAGGGCGAUUCAUCCUUAAAGCUGGCCAGCGUGUUACAAUUUGGGCUGCUGGAGCUGGAGCGUUACACAGUCCUCCCACUGACCUUGUCUGGAAAUCCCAAAAGUCCUGGGGAACAGGGGAUGAUGUCAAAUUAACUCUAUUAGAUUCUACCGGAGAGGAGUGUGCUGAAUUUACCCUCGUUAGGGUACAGAGGGAAGAAGGAGAGACUGAUGAUGAGUUUUUGGAAGAGGAGUUAUCAGAGUUUCAUGUUAGGCCAAAACGAAAGAAAAAGAAAUGUUGCUUAAUGUCAUGA
Staurois parvus is the source of this 1748-nucleotide messenger RNA. The record is from the annotation of a GenBank genome assembly. Lineage: Eukaryota; Metazoa; Chordata; Amphibia; Anura; Ranidae.